Messenger RNA from Coregonus clupeaformis (lake whitefish), 3545 nucleotides. RefSeq names its product dual specificity mitogen-activated protein kinase kinase 6-like. Gene Ontology annotation, biological process: MAPK cascade; protein phosphorylation. Lineage: Eukaryota; Metazoa; Chordata; Actinopteri; Salmoniformes; Salmonidae. Gene Ontology annotation, molecular function: MAP kinase kinase activity; ATP binding. Bases 338 to 1348 code for a protein of 336 amino acids. The record is from RefSeq and is a predicted model, not a curated record. The transcript has 12 exons.
GAGUUUACUCAUUUUAGACCAUUCCAUUGGUCCUGAAAAAAAUCUCUACACACCCGGGGCACCGGGCCAUGCAAAAUUAACUCGACCACUUCUUUCGCGACCUAAAAAGUGUAACGUUUGGUAUUGUAUCGAGUUAAAUUCGCUAGCAUUCAUAUUUGUGCUUUCGGUUUAUAACUGUUUAACAAGAAGCCCUGUAACACGGAGACAAACUAACGCAACUUGCAUGAAGAUUGAAACAGACUUGCAUCGAAGUUGCAGGAGAGCGGGGUAGAUGCAGGGAGGGAGGGAGUAAAAAGUAUUUGUGCUUCCCCUCCCCCUCAUCAAAGCAAAGGGGGAAAUGUCUCUUUCUAAAGGAGGGAAGAAGAAGAACCCAGGUCUCAAGCUCUCCAAAGAGGUCUUUGAGCAGCCCCCACCUGCACCCCCAGUCCCCCCUCGAGAUCUGGAUUCAAAAGCCUGUGUUACCAUUGGAGAGAAGAACUUUGUUAUGAAGGCAGAUGACUUGGAGCAGAUCGGGGAGCUUGGGAGAGGAGCGUAUGGCGUGGUGGACAAGAUGAGACAUGUGCCCAGUGGCCUUAUCAUGGCCGUCAAGAGGAUCCGGGCCACAGUGAACACCCUGGAGCAGAAGAGACUGCUGAUGGACCUGGACAUCUCCAUGAGGACCGUGGACUGCUUCUUCACGGUCACCUUCUACGGCGCUCUCUUCAGAGAGGGUGACGUGUGGAUCUGCAUGGAGCUGAUGGACACGUCUCUGGAUAAGUUCUACAAGCAAGUGAUAGAUAAAGGCAUGACCAUCCCUGAAGACAUUCUGGGGAAGAUCAGUGUAGCGAUCGUCAAGGCUUUGGAGCAUCUGCAUAACAAACUUUCAGUGAUACACAGAGAUGUGAAACCGUCCAACGUGCUGAUCAACACACAGGGUCAGGUGAAGAUGUGUGACUUUGGCAUCAGCGGCCACCUGGUGGACUCUGUGGCCAAGACCAUGGACGCCGGCUGCAAGCCCUACAUGGCGCCAGAACGGAUAAACCCCGACCUCAACCAGAAAGGCUACAGCGUCAAGUCAGACAUCUGGAGUCUAGGAAUCACGAUGAUUGAGCUGGCCAUUUUGAAGUUCCCCUACGACUCUUGGGGUACACCCUUCCAGCAACUGAAGCAGGUAGUGGAUGAGACCUCUCCACAGCUGCCCUCGGACCGCUUCUCCCCUGAGUUUGUGGACUUCAGCUCCCAAUGCUUAAGAAAGAAACCCAACGAGAGACCCGCCUACACAGAAUUAAUGCAACAUCCCUUUUUCACCCUGCAUGACUCCAAAGAAACGGACGUAGCCAGCUUUGUCAAGAUCAUCCUGGCAGACUGACACGCCCCUCCACCCACCAGGGUAGGAGGUAGGUGGGACUUCUCCACCCACCCACCAAUCCCAGGCCUUUCAGAAAGCUCACUGGAAAUGAUCUGCCACACAACUCCAACUUUCUGUCCACCUACCUACCCCACAACAGAGGGGUUUUCCCAAAGACUGACUACAGCUCACAUAGGCCAUGUGGGAGAGCGCUAGUAAUAUGAACUCAAGAUAUUGAUGUUGUCCACCCAAACUGGAGAGGGUCAACUUGCCCACGGAUCCAACAACCCCUUCCCUCCCUCUACUCCUACAAACUGAACUGAAUCAAACUCCUCACUGUACCAGUUUUCUGAAUGGACAGUGUCAGCAGAAAGUAAAUCUCUCGCUACACAUACUGUAUGUUCAUCACUCUGAAUUACACAAAGCGAAAAAUCGUUCGAUAAAAUGUGUACGUCUCUGUAUAAUGAAUUGAAAAAAUAUAUUUUGCAUUUAUGCGUUUAUUUCUCUCAUACAGUUUGUAACUGUAUAUUUUCAUCAAGUAUGAAUUAGCAAGGGAGUGUCUUUACUCUUUCUGAAUCCUAGCAUGAGGUGAAGAGGUGACCUGCAUUUCUCGUCUCACCUUCUGGUGAUUGGUCAGUGGCUGGACGGCAGCAGCUGUCUUCGGGCAGGGUUUGGGGAGGCUCUGGAGGGGUCAGACGAAGUAAUUUUCUUCUUGGGGAAAGUUCAAAGGUGAAAGAAAGCGUGACAGGGGGCCCUGGACAAAGGGAAUUGCUAGUCCUACCUAGGAGUAUUUUGUGGCAUGGGAAUGCGAGGCAUCCGAUAUCAUCUGACCUCAAAGACAUGCCCCUAUAUGCACACCCCUCUGCCCCGCCCCUUCCUAAACUCUCUCACCCAUCUGUACACACCGCUCUGCCCCGCCCCUUCCUAACCAUCGCACCCUGCUCUGUCACCAAGAGUGUUGUGAAGAGUGUAUUCUCGUAUAGUACAUGGAGAUGGAAUUGGGGGAAUGAUUCUCUUAACUAUCCAGACUAUACUGCAUCUAUCUUCCAGUCCCUCUGAGCCAUUUAACAUAUGUAUUUUCAUUAUUCAUUAUUAUUACCUUGGUUUCCUGGAUGUGGUUGGGGGCUGCUGUUUGACACAUUUAAUUAUUAUUAUUAUUAUUUUUUCAUUAUCCUGAGUGCAGGACAGGAGCAUGUCAGUAUCGUGUUUCGCCCCCGAAGCACUUAUCUUAACAGAGGUCAACGAAGCCUCAUGCCUUACACGUACAGUAUAUUAGGGAAAAUAAUUUAUGUGUGUUGAAGAUGUAAAUACUAUUUUGGACAACUUUUUCUCUUUUAAAUGUAACGUUGGCGAUGUGGAGUGAUGUGGCAGCAGAGUGGACGUGUACUCGUGCGCUAUGCGGCUGAUUGAUGUGUACUCGUUAGUUUUAAUGCAGUCGGUGUGUGAGAGAGAGGUAAACGCAGCCCGCUGACUCCUCCUGUACUCGUCGAUGAGCUGCUGCAGCCACCUCUCAGGUUUCAAUGCCCUGCUUUAAGUCAGCGGAGGCAGCCAUGUUUGUUUCCCCACGAUGUUGUACCUCUCUGAAGGCUGGGUAGUGUUCAUUAGGCAGAAAACUGAAUGAAAUAAACAGUGAGGAACUACCUGGACUUGGUCCAAAUAAGAAACGCUCAUGUUCGGUUCCUCCUGUGAGUAAAGAAGGGAAAGCUAAUAAAGAGCUGCUGUGAUUUGACCUUUUUUCUCUUGUUGGCCAUCUUAGAAGCGGACCACUGUAAUCCUCGGAAUAGUUCCGUUCCACUUUUUAGUUCCGUAAGCGAACUAGAGCAGUGAACAACACAUUAGAAUGUAGGGUGUGGUGCCUUUUUUGGCCCAUUCACAGUGUGUUUAUGGCUAUCGAACUUACGGUGUUAGUUCUUUAUGGGUAACUUUGUAGUUUGCAAAGCUUAAGGAUCUAGAAGUGUAGCGGGACUAUUCCAAAUAGUACAGAGGCCCCGCAGAAGACACUGAUUACUUAUGUGUUGAGAAGAGUGAGUACAGGCUGAUGAGUGUGGAUGGAACUGUACAGGCUGAUGACGGUGUGGAUGGAACUGUACAGGCUGAGUGUGGAUGGAACUGAUGGUCUACCUCUCUCAUUCACUCUACCCGCCACCACGUCAUUGGGUGAUUUCUGACAAACUUGAACUGUGGGAAGACGUAAUAAAGGCUUUAUUCUUAAAUAAAA